CACACGGGGGAGGUCAGGCAGAGUAAUGACUGGAGAUGGACGCUCCAGGCAGACUGCGAGGCCAGAGCCCCCUGUCUCGCUGUCCACGCUGUGGUAAACAUAGACCAGCCUAUUCCACCGUACGAAUCUCCACGGCGGAGAUGGAGUCUUUCUACCACUUCCUGGGGGUGUGUCAGAAGACGGAGUCAAAUGAGAUCAUGCAGCAGGAGAUCAGGCCCCUGCUGGCUGUGGACAUCAUAGAGCAGCUCCAUCGCCAGUUUGCCUUGCUCUCAGGAGGGCGAGGGAAAGAAGGCGCCCCCAUCAUCAUCUUCCCAGAGUUCUCAGGCUUCAGUGAAGUGCCUGAGGAAGACUUCCUCAAUGUUGUUACUUACUUGACCAGCAUACCCAGCUUGGAUGCUGCCAGUAUCGGCUUCAUCAUCAUCAUCGACCGGCGGAAGGACAAAUGGAGCUCAGUGAAGGCCUCUCUCUCCCGGAUUGCUGGGGCGUUUCCAGGAAACCUGCAGCUGGUGUUGGUGAUGCGGCCGUCAAGGUUCUUCCAGAGGGCUAUGGCAGACAUUGGCAUCAGGCUGCACAAAGAUGACUUUAAAAUGAAGGUACCGAUUGUGAUGCUCAACUCCCUGUCGGACCUGCACGGCUACGUGGAUAAAGGCCAGCUGACCCGGGAGCUGGGUGGGAACCUGGAGUACUGUCACAGCCAGUGGAUACACCACCGAACUGCCAUAGAGAACUUUGCCAUGACAGUAAAAACCACAGCCCAGAUGUUACAGAAGUUCGGGACAGACCUGGCUGAAACGGAGCUGCCCAAUGAUGUCCAGUGCACCAAAGACCUGCUCACAGCACACACCGACAAACACAGCAACCUCAAGGAUGAACUAAAGCUAGCUCUGAAGCAGGGUACCACCUUGUUUGGUUGUAUCAAGGAGCAGGCCGCAAAGUCGGAGAGCCACAGACUUAACCCGGACGAGAUCGAGAACCAAACCACGGUAGAGAGGCUCCUAGCCCAGCUGGAUGAGACGGAGAACGCCUUUGAACAGUUCUGGUGUAAACACCAUCUGAAACUGGAGCAGUGCCUGCAGCUACGCCACUUUGAACAGGACUUCAGAGAGGUCAAAGUGUCGUUGGACAGUUUGAUGGACAUUCUCACCAGCCUAUCAGAUAUCGGGGAUUGUGUGGCCAGAGUUGAACACCUGAUAAACGGACUGAAAACACUGGAGGAGAAGGCUCUGCCCACACUAGAAAAGGCCCAGCUCCACGCACUGCACGGUGACCAGCUGAUCCAGAGCGACCACUACGCUGUGGACUCCAUCCGACCCAAAUGUGUGGAGCUCCGGCGGCUCUGUGACGACUUCAGCAACGAGUCCAAGAAAAAGACAGAUGUCUUGUCCAAAUCCCUGCAGAUUCACAUGGGCAUUGACAAGGUAAACCAGUGGUGUGAGUCUGGCAUCUACCUGCUGGCCUCCCAGGCUGUGGAUAAGUGUCAGUCACAGGAAGGGGCGGAGUCUGCACUGACUGACAUCGAACACUUCCUGGAGUCUGCAGAAAAGAACCAGCUGACUGAACUGAGGAACCUCCACAACCAGUAUGAGGUUGUCCUGUCUGAGGAUAUCAGGGCCAAUGUCCUGAAGGCACUUAAGCGCCUGGAGGACGUCCAGGAGAUGUUUCAGAAGCGGCACGUCAGUCUGAAGAGGCUGUCAGCUAAACAGACGAGGCCCGUCCAGCCAGUUGCCCCCCGGCCCGAGUCCUCUCCGAAACGGCCCGCACUAAAGACCCCCCCCAGAACUCCAGGGAGCCAGCAGCCUCUGGCCCGCAGAGUGUCAGAUAACUCCAACAGCAGCAGGCAGCCAGUCGAAGGGGAUCCCAGCAAGAAGAGGAUCAUACGCAAGGCCAAAGGAGGCAUCAAGAUUGAGGUGAUGCAUGAGGAAAGCCAAGGAGGCUCCACCCAUGUCAUUGUGACCAAUGAGACAGAGGAGAGUCUGUCCAACAGACGCAGACACAUCAUGACUGAGCUGAUUGAAACCGAGAGGUUGUAUGUGGAGGAACUCCAAAGUAUCAUGGAGGGUUAUUUUGCAGAGCUGGAUAAUUCAGAGCUCAGCCACCUCAUCCCUCCGUCGCUGGAUAACAAAAGGGAUGUGCUGUUCGGCAACCUGCCAGAGAUAUAUGAGUUCCAUAACAGGACAUUUCUCAGGGAGCUGGAAAACUGUGCCGAGAAACCAGAGCUGGUGGGAACCUGCUUUCUGAAAAGGAAAGAAGAGCUGCAGGUGUACGAGAAGUACUGUCAGAACAAACCCCGCUCUGAAGUCCUCUGGAGACAGUGUGGAGACAGCCUGUUCUUUCAGGAAUGCCAGAAGAAACUGGACCACAAACUGUCCCUGGAUGCCUACCUGCUGAAGCCGGUCCAGAGGAUCACCAAAUACCAACUCAUAGUCAAGGAAAUGUUGAAGUGCAGUAAGGGAGAGGGGACGGCUGAGUUGGAGGAGGCUUUAUCCACCAUGCUGGACAUCAUCAAGUCUGUCAACGACUCCAUGCACCAGAUAGCCAUCACUGGCUUUGAGGGGAACCUGAGUGAACUGGGAAAACUGCUGAUGCAGGGAUCCUUUAAUGUGUGGACUGACCACAAGAAAGGCCACAGCAAGGUGAAGGACUUGGCCAGGUUCAAGCCCAUGCAGAGGCACCUGUUCCUGUACGACAAGAUGAUGCUGUUCUGUAAGAAACGAGAGGAGGCCACAGAUGGACACGACAAGACCCCGUCCUACAGCUUCAAACAUUCACUCAAGAUGAGCUCUGUGGGGAUCACGGAGAACGUCAAAGGCGACAUCAAGAAGUUUGAGGUGUGGUACAAUGGCAGAGAGGAGGUUUAUAUCAUCCAGGCUCCUUCCAUGGAUGUGAAAAAUCUGUGGGUGUCAGAGAUUCGUAAAGUUCUUACGGGCCAGCUAGAGGCGUGCAGAGAAGCCAGCCAGCUCAACAUCUACGGGGCCCCCAUGAGGAAUGUGCGUAAGAUGGCGCUGAGACAGUCCGAUUCAUCAAGUCCAGAGUCGGGCUUCAGGAGAGCCAACCCCAGCCCCAAUAUGAGGCAGAACAGAGUCGAUGCUUCAGCCUCGGCUGCUAACGCUAGGAAACGCUUCACCUUGCAGGGGCUUUCCAACAGGAGGUCUCUUCAAGCAGAGCCUGCUGCUAAGGAGGCAGUGGUCACCCGCCGCUUCUCUCUCGCCUCCUCUCUCACCUCCUCUCUCACCUCCUCUUCCUCCUCCUUCGCCACACGAUGCACAAAAGGUCCCCUGUCUGCUAGCAUAAAGAGCAAGAGACACGAGAUAAAGAGUGAUCCCACUCCUCUUGGUUAUGAAGAUACUUUGCGUGGUGCUAUGACAGCAGUCAGGAAACGUCAGAGCAUGACUAGCAGCACCGCUGCUGCUGCUGCUGGCGGCCCCCCCGCUGUCUCUAGAUCCACCUCCCAACCAGGCUGGGCCCAGAGAAGGCUCCCUUCCAUGGACACAGACGACUUUGAGACGAUCCUCUCCAGUGCAGAGGAGUCCUCCAACUCUUCAGAAGAGGAAGGCAACAAUAAAAAUGGUGACAGCGGUCGGUUCCGGGUACAGUUGACCUACGAGUCUCGUGAUGGCCGAGACCUCUCUCUGGAGGCCGGCGACCAUGUCCAGUUUGUGGAGGAAGCGGAGAGCGGACACUGGCUAGUGAAGAACCUUUUAACAGAGGAGACAGGGCUGGUCCCGUCCAGUAUACUGCAGACAGCAUCUGAAGGAGAUAUCUUCAGUGAUCUCUGUACGGCAGCACUCUCGGACUCGGACGACAACGAAGCCAGUACGUGGGGAGAUGUGUCUCAGGACAGCAGAUAAACAUGGCUGACUAUUGUAGUUCAUGUUGGACUACAAGCAAUUUUUGUUGGAUCACAAAAUAGUUUUUCAACACAUUUUCUGAACUAGACUUUUAAUAUCAACGACUCUUAGCUUUCUACUUGUAAGUCUUCUUUAGAACUACAAACAUGUCCUGCUAUUGUAUUUCAACUGUCCUUUUUUCAGAAACUUCUCAGUGAAGCUUCUGGAAACAGCUGGUACCUUCAGGCUGAUGGCCAAAGUGGGAAAAGCUAUCGAAGACUUUUGAUUCCAGGGAGUCCCAACUUUCAUUGGUCCAUGGAGAACUGAAGACUGCACGGAUGUGGACACUGAACUUCACAUCCAGUCAGAUGAAUUUAGAAUAUUUACUUCUGAAAAUGCAAUUUCAGGCUGAAUAGCGGAAAAAUCGAAUUCCUUUUCUGACUUGCAGAACUUUGAGGAAAAGGAUAAAUUCCACGUGCUGGUUGUGAGCAAUAUAUUUUUACAUAUGGUUUAAUCUAUUUGGAAAUAACUUGAAUCAUGUCCUCACAGGUGUUAUACAGAUAAAAUGUUUUGUUUUGGACAGAAUCUUUUUAAUAUGGUUUAGCAAUGCUCUCCUGUUGGGCAUCAAUGAACAAGUUGUGUCACUUUUGGAGGAGUAGGUGAACAGAACAGCCUUUGGGAGGGAUGUACUAUAUUUACUUUAUAUGACCAUUCAUAUAAAGCAAACAUAACAACAAUAAAGGUCAUAUCGGAAUAUCAUUUCAAUUUAGUUUUCUGUAUAUGGCCCAAUAUCACAAAUUAUGAAUUUGCCUCAGUGAGCUUUACAAUCUGUACACAUACGACAUCCCUGUACCUGGACCUCACAUCGAAUCAGGAAAAACUGCCAAGAAAUAGAAAAAAAACAUUCACGAAAAAGGGAGAAACAGGGAAGAAACCUUCAGGAGAGCAACAGAGGAGGAUCCCUCUCCCGGAUGGACAGAAGCAUUACAGAGUUAUAUAAACACUUUCAAUGAAUAUGACAGAAUAUAUGAAUAGUUUGUAGAAGGCAUGGACCACGAUCCAGACCUCCAUGAUCCAUGAGAAAUAAGGAGGUAGAGUCACACUGUAUUUUGUCACUUGGGGGAUACAACUUUCUGCAUCUGCAGUAGGCGAGGGUUUGCUUGGGUGUGAAAUGAAUGUUGUCAUCAGAGGGUGUACAAACUGCGGACUUGUCUGGGCUUGUCCAUGUGGCUACUCCGCUUAAAGUGCUAGGUAGUGAUCUACUGCCCCCUCAAAGCAGACACCAGGAUUGCUCCCCAUCCGUGGUGUCCGCAGCUGUCGGUGUACAAGUCUGGAGUAUAAACAAAGCUCAACUCUCCUUCUAGCUUUUGGCCUUCAGAGAAAUAUAUGUGUAUAUUUUGUGUCCAGACCAGCUUGUGUCUGUCUGCCUUCUGCUGCAGAGCAAGAUACUCUGUGCAGCUUGUAUAGGGUCGCUUGUUAAUCCAAACCAGCUUCCUGCUGUGUCCACAAACAAGGCUGAAAACUCACAAAAAUAGAGUGCAGGACAUGAUCAAUAAUUCAUAGAGCUGAGCGUAACUCCAGAGUUGAGUUGAUUUGUCAUCAAAAGCCACCUCUUUUGUAUCACACAGUUGUUUGACUCAUUGUUCAUUUACAAUGUAUUGAUUGGUGAAAGAAAGAAAACAGAAUUUACUAAGUCAGAGGUGCAACAAUUAAGAACAUUGUUAAAAAGAAAAAGAAGAACAAGUUAUUUUCAAGCAGAGCAUUUUGUUGAGGAAUCAAUCAUAAUGUGUUUAUUCAUUGUAAAUGCACAGAUAGAAGAAGCCACUUGGCUUUGGAUGGAUUUUUUUUGUUAGCAAGCAGCACCUGGACUGUUUCCUAACAUCAGCUGCAUAGGUUUCACCUUCACAGAGAGUAUAUUAGCACUUCACACAGAGGGCUCAUUUAAGGAGUAAUUGUAAAUAAAAGUCAGUGUUAGUAUAUUGUUUCAUUGGGGGGGUAGAGAUCCAUUUUCUGAAUGACUGCUGUAUUGCUGGGACACGGCUUAUCAACAUUAUGUCAUUUCUACUGACGGAUUGAAUUCUGUGGACUGUUGACUGAUAAAUCUGCAGAGAGAUGGUAGGUCACUUCACAAGAACAUUGAUUAAAAUUUACUUUGUAACUUGUUAGAAAAAUGUAAAAAGUUUAUCACAAGGCUGAAUGUAUUAACCUGUAUACAUAAAUACAUGAUAACUGAAUACAUGUCAAAGUGCAAUUCUGAGUUACUCUGUGAGAAUACUACAGUCAGUCACUGGGAUCAGUGUUUAAAACCAGUCAGAGGUGGUUUUGAUAAGCAAUUAGAAAGUGAAUGGAUGAUGCAUAGACAGAUACAUAUAUGGAUGGAUGAUGUAAUGAUGGAUAGGUGCAAUAGAUGGAUGGAUGAAUGGAUGAGUAUAUGGAUGGUUGGACAGACAGACAGAUGGACAGAUAGAUAUUUUGACUGUAACUUGGUUAUUAACUGGAACAGAACUCUAUUAAAAGUCAUAUACAUUUAUAUUAGUCUCAUUGUAAAGAAAUACACUCCUCUUGAACAUGUACAUUUUGUUUGUCCUCUGCUCAAUGAAAGAUAUUGUAUCUUUGUAAAUAAAUAUUUCUAUUGUACUGCAUCCUGCUGUAAGCCUAUUAUAGAAUGUAUGAAGUCUGUAUAUUGUACAAUAUGUCAUUGCAAUGUCCAUAUUGAUUAAUUAUGAUCAGGAAUUUAUGAUAUUCAUUUUAUCACCUUGUUCUUUUCUUUUUUUGUAUUUGAGACAUAGUCCAUUAUUCCAAACUUAAUAAUGCAUGUAAGACUGAGAUUUGAAACAGAGAGGUGCUUGAUUUAAAAUAAAGAUCCCAUUUAUUAUA
Molecule: messenger RNA, 6704 nt
Organism: Pseudoliparis swirei
Lineage: Eukaryota; Metazoa; Chordata; Actinopteri; Perciformes; Liparidae
Gene: mcf2l2
Product: MCF.2 cell line derived transforming sequence-like 2
Exons: 35
Coding region: 36-3848 (1270 amino acids)
Biological process (GO): intracellular signal transduction
Cellular component (GO): cytoplasm
Molecular function (GO): protein binding; guanyl-nucleotide exchange factor activity
Source: RefSeq, a predicted model, not a curated record